GAAACUCGCACUCCUUCCCGGCAGCAGUUGUUGAAGUUCGGUAUCGGUUCAUGCGAUAUAGUCAGUUUUUGUUAUAUAACAGUUUCGGAAUCGAUAUUAUACGUUUAUUAUAUUAACCUUGAUUAUGGCAACUUUUGUUACGUUGAACACAGGAGCAAGAAUGCCUGUUGUCGGUCUUGGGACAUGGAAGUCUCCCCCGGGUAAGGUAGCCGAAGCGGUGAAAGCAGGUAUCACUGCAGGGUACCGGCACAUUGACGUCGCCUUCAUCUACCAGAAUGAGAAGGAGGUGGGAGAGGGAAUUCAUGCCAUGGUCAAAGAAGGUGUGCUGAAGCGGGAGGAUCUCUUCGUGGUCAGCAAGUUGUGGUGCACCUUCCAUGAAAAGUCUUUGGUGAAACCAGCUUGUCAGAAGACUCUGAAUGACUUGAAUCUGGAUUACUUGGAUUUGUACUUGAUUCAUGCACCGUUUGGUUUCAAGGCUGGAGAGCAGCUGUUCCCAAAGGACUCUGAGGGGUUUGUGAUUCCUAGUGAUACCUACUUCCUGGACACCUGGGAGGCCAUGGAGGAGCUGGUGGAUGCAGGCAUGGUCAAGGCUAUCGGGAUCUCCAACUUCAACCGAGAGCAGAUCGAGGCCGUACUGAAUAAGCCAGGCCUUAAGUACAGGCCUGCCACCAAUCAGAUUGAGUGCCAUCCCUACCUGACCCAGGAGAACCUGAUCAGCUACUGUCACUCCAAGGGCAUCUCUGUGACGGCCUACAGCCCGCUGGGAUCCCCCGACAGACCGUGGGCCAAAGUAGAGGACCCCUGUCCGCUGGAUGAUUCCAGCAUAAAAGCCAUAGCUGAGAAGCACAAGAAGACUGCAGCACAGGUCCUGAUCCGCUUCCAAAUCCAGAGAAACCUGAUUGUCAUUCCCAAGUCCAUCACGCCUCAGCGCAUCCAGGAAAACGUCCAGGUUUUUGACUUUGAGCUCAGUGAGGAAGAGAUGAAGACCAUUACAGGGUUGAACAGGAACUGGAGAGCCUGUCAGAUGCUCUGGGGGUCGAAACACAAGGACUUUCCUUUCAAAAGUGAAUUCUGAUGGAGACGUGCAUAAAGACAUGACUAAGCACGUAUCCCUCGGAGACACAUCAUCCAAUCAGCUACCUCCAGCAAUUUCAGCCAGUGUCGCCUGCCCAGCUCACUGAGGUGGUCUCACAAAUGAAUGUCACUUACUGUCUCUUACACACUAUACCAUCAUGUCUUUUUAAGGAUGUUUUGGCUAUAAUUAGCUCAUUGACUAGUGGAGUCAUCCUUUCCAGCAUUUAAACGUGCAGUCGUGUGACCUCUAUUUAAAAAAAAAAAUCUAGCCUAGACCCAAAUGACCGUAAAAACGAUAUCAGUGACUGCUGGCCAAAUGGGGAAGGGUCACAAAGGGAGGGGUUGACCCUAACCCUAUCAUCUCUCUUUAAGUGAUAAAGAAGACAUAAAUAUAUAAUUUAAGCCAUUUGUGACUCAUCUUAGGAACAGUCACUGCAUCACUACCGAAACAAUAGAUUUAAUUUUUACUGAUUUCUGAAUUUUUCCAAAUCUCAUUUGACCUUGAGAAUAUAGCUGCAGAUAUGCUAUUUGGCUGUAAUAUUAUUUGUAUAUCGAUAUCCAGGUAAAGAUUUCGUAUGGUACCUUAAGGUUACCUGGUGGGUUGCAUUUAAGUGUUUGUUCUGUGUCUUAUUUUAUUGGACUCCCUGAAAUUAGAGACAUUGAGACGUAUCUUUUAGUUAAAGUUGACAAACGAAUGUAACCUAAUGUAAUGUAAAGUGACACAUGUGGUCUGGGAGAAGGGGAGAUGGCAGCUUUCCACCAGUAGGGAAAGUUUAUUACGAACAGAAUGUACAAGAAACAAAAUGGCCUCAUGGGGUCGAAACAAAGGCAGGUAGGGUAAAUUAACAUGAAGGAGCACGGGCUAAUAUAACAACGGGGUUAGGUAGGGCAAACGGAAAUGAAGAGACGCUAAUGGGGAAAGCAAGUAAAGCACGAGCAGAAACUCAGAAUGACCAACAGAGAAGCAGAGUACGGAUAGAUGCUUGUAUACACAAAUAAUGUGGCUGGAACAAGGAACAGGGACAAACAGUGAGUCAAUUGAUUGGGAAGAAAACGGGAUGGCCAGCGACAUCUGCUGGCCACACGCGAACAUGACAGACACAACACAGAGACGUUCUGUCAUAAAAAAUCUCUUGGCCUGUAAAUGAAAAACAGGAAAGUGCAUCCCCCCUGCUUGGCCUGGUGCUUAUGGAGGACCACCGGUGUCACGGAAAAAAUCGCACAGCAUUUCAGUAAUUAAUAACUAAUUGUGCAAUUAAGAGAGCAAUUAUAAAAAUGAUUUAUACAUGAAAUAUUAAUCCAUUAAGUGGUUCAAAUUAAAAAGGGAUUUACAAAAAACAACAUAUCUCUGAAUUGCCUAUAUCGCGUGCAUGUGUGCUCUGUGAUGCACUAGUGCCCCAUCCAGGCAGCACCCCUGCACAGUGCUAUGAGCUUCCUAGGCUAAACUCCUGCCUUCCCUUUGUAACUUUGACCAGGAUAUGGAAUUAAUGGAUGAAUUUGAAGAUCCGGAUGGACCGAAUGAGAGGUUGCAGUCCAUUAUCAUUAUUAAAUGAUCAUUAUAAAAUUAUUUCUAGAGACCAGGUCUACCACCCUAGACUGAAAGAUGAUUAUGCAGUUUUUUUUUAUAACAUAUGCACCCAGACCUCUUGUGGCUUAGUUUGCUGGCUAUGGGUAUCGUUAUAUUGUGCAACAGGUUUGGUGUUUUGGGACGUGACCUCAUGGGGAGAACGACAUAGUUUAAUUAUACUUACCAUGUUAUUUAGUCUUUUUUUUCCAACAGUGUUUUUCUGCCAGGCCAAAAGAGAUAUUGAUGACUGCUAUACAUAUUCUGCUUCUUAUAAAUGUACCUACCAGAGGAAACUAGCCUGCAAACUACAUGUUGCUGAAAUACUCAGUUUAGUGUCAAGGUCAGGUUCGCUGAUAAAAAAGGAAUCAGGCCACAAGAUGUUUCUUUUGUCCACUUUUAUUAUGAAGUCACCAGUAUGGCCAGUGUCUCCUGUUCAUAUUCAUAUGUGUGUAGCAUCAUGGUUUUUUAGGAGUAAUUUGAAGUGAAAAAACUCUAUUUCAGUAAACAGUUUUAUGUAUUUACAUGGAUGUGUCUGAAUCCCAAAGUAUUGUAUAUGUUCUAUGCAGGGCAAGUUUCUGUGCCCAUUUAAUAAAUUACGAUGUAUUGUA
Molecule: messenger RNA, 3249 nt
Organism: Brienomyrus brachyistius
Lineage: Eukaryota; Metazoa; Chordata; Actinopteri; Osteoglossiformes; Mormyridae
Product: aldo-keto reductase family 1 member B1-like
Exons: 11
Coding region: 125-1075 (316 amino acids)
Cellular component (GO): cytosol
Molecular function (GO): aldose reductase (NADPH) activity
Source: RefSeq, a predicted model, not a curated record